Hylaeus volcanicus is the source of this 2952-nucleotide messenger RNA. RefSeq lists its product as uncharacterized. Gene Ontology annotation, cellular component: trans-Golgi network. The transcript has 3 exons. Bases 457 to 2952 code for a protein of 831 amino acids. NCBI's taxonomy places the organism in Eukaryota, Metazoa, Arthropoda, Insecta, Hymenoptera, Colletidae. The record is from RefSeq and is a predicted model, not a curated record.
GUAGCACUAUGGGCACAUGCGUCGCAUGCAAACGAAGCUAUAAAAUUAGAAUAAGAAAUUGAAUGAACAUUAGGAGAGUGAAUUUUUUUUUUAAUAUUAUUAAAUUGGUAUAAUUGUUGCGUCAUUUCGUUAUAACAUGCGAUAUUGCGAAAUGAACGGAUGAUGACUAUUUGGGGUUAUUAAGAAAUGCUUUUUUUUACUACAAGGCAUUUUAUUGUGAAUAUUCCAGCCAAUAAAUCAUCUUGUGUUUUUUAAAGUGAACGGUUUGUACGUCGGCAGGAAUGGUACUUGAAACAAGACACUGAUGAGGAUUAACGUAAGUCAAUUGUAACAGUAAUAGGUGAACAGCUAAAGCUUAACAUGCUUUAAAGAAUGUCAACAAAUGAUCUGAAAACAUUUGCGAAAAAUAUAUAAAUUUGACACUUACUAAAAAAAGAAUCGGACUUGAAGGUGUUGAUGUCUUUAGAUAAAGAUGCUGCAUUAAGUGAUCAUUUCACAUUGAAGAUUCAUUUGUUAUGUGAUUCGUCUUGUGCUGAUUUUAAUGUAAAUGUAUUUAAGAAGAUUUUUUCUAAAACAUCGUACAGUGUGAACGUGGUAUCAUUGUUACAAGAACAAGUUGAAACAAGUUCCAAAUUAAUUUCACUUAAUAAUUUUUUUAGCAAAAUCCCAACACCGUGUUUAUUUUAUGAUAUUGUUUUCGAGUCAGCUGCUCCCGCCCCCCCAAAAAGAGUCAAAACGUCAUUGUUAACAAAACAUUUACAUCAGUCCAUUGUUUUCAAUAUUAAUUUUUUGCAAGGUGAUCCAUCACCAGGGCGAUACCAAAAACGAAACGGAAGUUUAUCGGACUUGAACCAUAUGAUAAACGAAGAAUUAUCAAUAUUUCAGCAUAAUGUGUAUCUUGAUAAAAAUAAUGGAUCACGUUGUAUUCAAUUUUUGGAUACAUCAACAACAUUGGUUGGAGAAACAAUAGUAAUGAGUGUCAUUCAACGAAUUGUUCAUCGAGCGAUUUAUUGUUAUAUAGUGAAUCUUAUGAGUCAUAUUAGUAAUUUUAAAAGACAUCUUAUUGUUGAAGAGAAUAAAAAAUUAGGCGGCGUUCAAAUGAGUUCUAAAGAAAAAGAGAUUUUUUGUUAUGUUCGAAAAAAAAUUGGUGAUUUUUAUCUUUUUUUAGGAGCACCUUUAUUUUCAUUACAAAUGUAUUCUGAAAUACAAGAGAUUAUGUGGAAAAACUCAAAUUCUUCUUGGAGUGCAUUUUGUCAAGAAUCGGAAGCUGCUGCUAUUUAUUUUUAUUUUCUCUAUAUUGAACAAAAUACACAAGAAAAUGAAACAAAUUGUUUAUCGAGUACUGGUGAUACAUUUUUACAUUGUAAAAAUAUAUCAGCGGAACUUGAACGAAUUGUAUGCGACACUAGCAAAUUUUGGACGCUUUAUUUACCAGGCAAUUCUAAAGCAACAAAAUCUCAUUUGGUUGAUUUUUUACAUGAUACCACUUUAAUCAAUGCCUCACCUUUAGUGCCUUUACACCGUCAUUUUGAGGAAAUGUCCAAUUUUGUUUCUUCUACGUUUAAAAACAAAAAGGAAUCAUUAGAAAUUUUUGGUCUUAUACUAAUCAAAUUAAAAGAAGCGUUUCAUGAGUACGAUAAAUUAGGUUCAAAAGGUCUAUUUUGGAGACUUGAACUUUUAUUAAAAAUGAUGCGGUUACUUGUAAAAACUUUUAACAAGAAAAUUAUUUUAACAAGGAUUCUUUGUAAGGUCGUUGACGAUCUUCAACAAACAUCUCACUUCCAUCAACAAGAAAUGUACUCAGCACUUGCUAAUAUAUUACUACCGUGUCAAAUGUACCGACAUUAUUCUUUUUUAAUUUUUCAAAAUGUUCAUUUGCAAAUAAAACAAUGUGUGACUUUAUACUCUUUACAACAAUUAUGUGAUACAAUAUCCUAUCUUUAUUUACAGGAUGUUUUAAUUUAUCGAAUGAACAAAUGUGUUGAUCAAAAUAUUUUGAGCAAUUGUAAAACAAUGGAUCUGCAACUGUCUUCUCUCAAUGAUGUAUUUGUUUUCACGGCUCCUAUGAACUCCAUCACAUUAUUGCUUUCAUCCAAAUAUUUUCAUAAAAAUUUAACCCGUUUUAAUUUUUACCAACAACAUUUAAAGAAAAUAAAAAUUUAUCAAAAUGACGCAUGUCAUUUAUUUUGGCCCUGUUUACAAGUUUGUGUAUUAAAAACCUUAAUAAUACUUUAUACAACAUUACAACAAUAUGAACAGGCUGCUUUCAUUGUUUACACUUUACUUAUAAAAUGUCAUUCCGUCUUCAACUUCAAAAAUACAUCAACAUGCCUUCAUUUGUUACAUCAAUUAAGCCAACAAAUGCAUGAACCUCUUAAAUUACCUGUUUCUCUAGUGGUUUCGUCUUUGAAUACAAGUCAAGUCGUCAAAAAAAAUAAAAGAGAACCUGAGAAGAAUUUGACUUUAACAAAAAAAACUUUAUCAUUUUAUGGUGGAGUGACGCAAGGUAGUUGCCCCCCUUUACCUACAUUAUGUCACAUUCAAGUAUGUCAAUUGAAAAGAGGAUAUUGGUAUCAAAAUUCAGGUCAAGAUUAUUUUCACACAUUUUGUGAGACCCAAUUAGAGGAAACGGAUUUUGUAAAUUCCACUCUUAAAAAAUCAGUAGUUUCCCAGCCUUUUCCAUGUACUAACAGUCAUUUAAUGACGUUUAAAACAAAUUAUACAAACUCAAUGCGUUCCAAUUCACAAGUCCAACAAGAAUGCGUAUGGUUUGUUGGAGAGCCUGUGGUGGUUGAGUUAACAGUUCGAUCCAGUUUAAAUGUUCCCUUGCACAUUGAUGCGGUUCAUAUUCAAACUUUAGGUGCUCCGUUAGAAACAAAAGAUGUUACGCUUACAUUACAACCCUUUUCGGAAAAGUGCACUUUACAAACUGAAAGCACACUUUUAAAGUAA